Molecule: messenger RNA, 3766 nt
Organism: Fusarium odoratissimum NRRL 54006
Lineage: Eukaryota; Fungi; Ascomycota; Sordariomycetes; Hypocreales; Nectriaceae
Exons: 2
Coding region: 1-3714 (1237 amino acids)
Molecular function (GO): ATP binding; metal ion binding
Source: RefSeq, a predicted model, not a curated record
AUGGGUUCACUUGACUUACACCCACUACAGCACAUUCGCAAGGUGUUAAUAGCGAAUCGCGGCGAGAUUGCUGUUCGCUGCAUAAAUGCCUGUCGGAAACUUGGGCUUCAAGUUGUCUCAGUGUUUACCAAUGCAGAUGCAACUUCACUGCAUGUGAAGUUGGCAGACGAAGCAAUCCUUUUACCAGGCGAGGAUAGCUCGGCUUAUACAGACGGGGAUGCCAUAUUGGACAUCUGCAAGCGCACAGGUGCAAAUGUCGUAUUUCCCGGAUAUGGCUUCCUCAGUGAGAACGCAGAGUUCGCUGACACAAUUUCCUCUGCUGGCAUCAUCUUCGCUGGCCCUUCCACGGCUUCAAUAAGAGCCAUGGGCCUAAAACACGAGGCCAGAGGUAUUGCACAAUCGGCCAAUGUCCCAGUCAUCCCUGGAACUCAACUAUUGGCGUCUGCUGAAGCAGCUACCAAAGCGGCGACAGAGUUGGGCUUCCCUGUUAUGCUGAAAGCUACUGGAGGCGGCGGUGGUAUGGGUCUUCAGAUUUGCAAUUCAGCAGAUGAGAUUGCGAAAGCUUUUGCUAUGGUCGAGAGUCGCGCUGGUACGCUCUUCAAGAACAAGGGAGUCUUCUUGGAAAAGUACUACCCUCGUUCUCGCCACAUCGAAGUCCAAGUUGCAGGCAACGGGGAAAUCGUUGUCGCCUUUGGAGAACGCGAGUGCUCGCUACAAAGACGCCACCAGAAAGUUGUCGAGGAGUCUCCGAGCCCAUUCUUGGAACGCCAUGCUGGAUUACGCGAAAGAAUGCUUGACGCAGCCAUCAGUUACGCACUCCAGCUGAAGUACAAGAGCGUUGGCACAGUUGAGUUUCUUGUUGACGACGACACUGCGCAGUUCUUUUUUCUCGAGAUGAACACUCGAUUACAAGUGGAGCAUGGUAUCUCUGAGCUGUGCUACGGAGUUGACUUGGUCGAGUUGAUGUUAAGACAAGCAGAUUACGAACUUCGAGGCCAAAUUGGCAUCCCCUCUGAGACUCUCAAGGGCCUUGGAAGACCUCAGCCCCUUGGCUCAGCGAUCGAAGUUCGUGUUUAUGCCGAGAUACCGCUCUGUAACUUCGCACCCAGUCCUGGUGUUCUCCAGCACGUUCAUUGGCCACAAGGCGAUGGUGUGCGAGUUGACACUUGGGUCCAAAGCGGCCAGCGCAUCACUCCUCUUUACGAUCCCUUAAUCGGUAAGGUUAUGGUCCAUAGUCCCGACGGUCGAGAAGCUGCGCGACGCAAGAUGCUUGCAGCACUGGCGGAUACAGAACUUCAGGGGACUCAGUCUAACCUUGAGUACCUCUCUGCAAUUCUAGACUCGGAGUUAUUCGCAAGUGGGAACACCCUGACCAAUUCGCUAUCGACUUUCGAGUUUAAGAGUUGCUCCAUGCAAGUCCUUGAGCCCGGUGUAUCCACCACGAUCCAGGAUUAUCCAGGGCGCGUCUCUGUUGGACACGGCGUGCCCCCAGGAGGACCCAUGGAUGAUCUUAGUGCUCGGAUAGCAAACAUUUUGGUUGGCAACGAUGAAGGAGUUGAGUUAUUGGAGGUGACCCUAUCUGGUCCCAAGUUGCUGUUUCAUGAGGCCGCGAUUGUCAGUAUUUGUGGUGCCGAGCUUCCCAUUGCGGUCGACGGUGGCGCGCAGCCGCUGUGGUCCAGACUUGUGGUCAAACAAGGUCAGAUUUUGAGUCUAGGUAAAGUCACUGGAAGUGGUGCACGAGCAUAUCUCGCUGUUAGAGGCGGCUUUCCCGACGUCCCAGCGUUCCUCGGCUCCAAGUCAACCGCCCCAGAGCUUGGGUUCGGUGGCUACCAAGGUCGAAAACUCCAGACACACGAUAUCCUCGCACUGAGUCCUGAUUCCAAAGUGCAAGCAGCUGAAGCGACAACGUUCACCCUUCCAUCCCAUCACGUACCCAAAUUCGGAAGCACCACUAUCUGUUGUAUCGAUGGGCCGUACGGUUCUGAUGAUAUCCUGACAGAGGAGGGAUCGAAGACGUUGUAUGAAGGGGAAUGGAGUGUCAGUCACAACAGUGGCAGAAGUGGUAUACGCUUGCAAGGACCGCGAUUGAAGUGGGCUCGAACAUCUGGAGGAGGUGGAGGAUCACAUCCGUCUAAUGUGUUCGAGUACGGGUAUCCCAAUGGCGGUGUCAACUUUACUGGAGAGUCUCCCAUCAUAUUUGCUAAUGACCGACCUGACCUUGGUGGUUUCGUCUGCCCAACGACAAUCUGCUCUGGGGAGAUGUGGAAGCUCGGUCAACUCAAACCCGGUGACACCGUUCGGCUGCAAUCCGUUUCAUACGAGGAUGCUCUGAAGAUCACUCACGAGAAAAACGCUUAUCUUGAAGCUCUGGCAGCCUUCGCUAAUGGCAAAACUGGGGAUGUAAGUGCUCCCCAAACAGCCUUCGCCACGAAGCCCCCAUCCUCCAUUCUGCAUCAGUCACCCGCAAGGGGUGUACAUCCCCAGGUGAUAUACCGUCAAGGAGGUGAUACCAGCAUAAUCGUUCAGUAUGGCAACCAGACUUCGGACUUGCGAAACACAGUCUGUGUCCAACUGCUCACUCAGCAGCUGGCAGCUGCGAAACUGCCCAGUGUGCGAGGUGAUCCUAACAUUGCCACCCUCACUGUGCACUUCGACCCGGUCCAUAUAGACCGUUUUGAGCUUCUCCAACAGCUUCUGGCCUUUGAUACGAACAUUGGCGAUACUAGCGGGGUGAAGAUCCCUGCUCGACAGAUAAGACUGCCUGUCUGUCUUGACCACUCUUCACUCAAGGAGUCGGCGCAACGGUACAUGGAGAACAUCAGACCGACAGCUGCAUAUCUCCCAGACAAUGUCGAAUAUCUCCGCAAGAACAAUGCUCUUGCGACGCGCCGAGACGUACUGGACUCUCUUCUCAAAACACCAUGGUUGACUGUUGCCGUUGGUUUCUUCGUCGGAACACCUAUCCUAUUCCCUCUCGACCCAUGGCGGGUGUUGACAGGCCAGAAGUAUAACCCUAGUAGAGGCUAUACGCCCAGUGGCUCAGUAGGACUGGGAGGAUCAACAGUCGCCAUAUAUCCUGUUGCUGCACCAGGAGGAUACCAACUCAUGGGCCGAACACUUGGUGGCUGGGAUUCGACAGGUAACCGGCCUGGCUUCUCUCCCAAGAAGCCUUGGCUGUUCAAUCACCUGGAUCUCGUCAGUUUUUAUGAGGUGACUGAACAAGAGUAUGACAAGAUGGAGCGAGAUUUUGAGGCUGGUCAGUAUACCUUUGACAUUAGCGAAACAGCCAUCGAUAUGGAUCAGUACAUCGCCAAGUUUGAUACAGCAGAGAAGGACCCAGAGUAUCAAGCAUGGCGAGAGCGCCAAUCAGAAGCGGCCGAUGAGUUGGCUGCACUCGAGCAGAAGCUGUUCGAUGAAUGGACCAUCUCAAAACAGUCUGGUGGUGGUGCAGAUGAGGAUGGCGACGUUGACUCGGACGAGAUUGCUGUUAUUGAGUCACCUGUAAACGCGAAUGUAUGGAAGGUCCUCGUCGAGCCUGGUGAUGUACUGGAAGAGGGGCAGACCGUAGCGGUUCUUGAAGCCAUGAAGAUGGAGAUUAAUUUGGUUGUUGGUGAAGAUCAGGUCGGCGCUGAAGUAGUCAAGGUUGCUCAGCCACCGGGAAGUGUUGUAAGUCCGGGAACGGUCGUUGUAAAGGCCCGGAGAAGACAAGAGUAAAUCAUAGUGUACACUAAAUUGAGACAACAAUUGGAUCAGCAACGAAUGUCAA